AUGAAAUUCUCGGUUUUUCCUGUUGUACGURUAGCAGUUGAACCCAAGAAUCCUGCAGAUUUGCCAAAAUUUGUUAAAGGUUUGAAACGUCUUGCUAAGUCGGAUCCUAUGGUGCAAUGUAUCAUCGAAGAAUUUGGAAAGCACAUUAUUGCUGGUGCUAGUGAACCUAAACUUGAAAUCAGUUUGAAAGAUCUUGAAAAAGAUCACGCCUGUAUACCAAUUAAAAAGUCUGAACCCUUCGUAUCAUACAGAGAAACUAUUGCGGAACAAUCUAAUCAGUUGUGUUUGUCGAAAUCACCGAAUAAACAUAACCGUCUUUUCAUGAUGGCUUGUCCAAUGCCUGAUGGUCUUGCUGAAGAUAUUGACGAUGGUAGAGUUUUGCUUAAGAAGAGGACGUCUUCAAUAGGGUUGAGGCUUUACGAAGCACUUAAUAGUAGACUCUUUCGUGCUUCUCCUUUAAGGGGGGAGGUGUUAAGUCCUAGUGACGACUUUGUAURGCAAGGCGUAUUUUCCAAUGGUAACCAGCCUUACCUACAUUACCGACUUGUGUUAAGUUAUCACGAAUUUGUAAUAGUCGGUAUUGGAGGGGGUAUUUGGAAGCGAGUAGGGGUACCUACUACUCAGCCGUGCUGGGCUC
Polistes canadensis is the source of this 637-nucleotide messenger RNA. Its product is annotated as translation elongation factor 2-like. The transcript is spliced from 2 exons. NCBI's taxonomy places the organism in Eukaryota, Metazoa, Arthropoda, Insecta, Hymenoptera, Vespidae. The record is from RefSeq and is a predicted model, not a curated record. The annotation marks the transcript as partial. Gene Ontology annotation, cellular component: cytosol; ribonucleoprotein complex. Gene Ontology annotation, molecular function: translation elongation factor activity; GTPase activity; ribosome binding. Gene Ontology annotation, biological process: translational elongation.